UCCCCGGCGGCCGGCGUCGGGUGCACUCGGCCUCGCGGGCGGCCCUCCCGCCCCUGGUGCCGGAUCGCUGCUCGCUCACUCCGCCGCCCUCGCCGCCGUCGCUGCAGCUGCCGCCGCCUCCUCCUGCGCCGCGUCUCAGUCCUCGGACUCGGAGGCCGUAAAGAUGGCAGAAGCUCACCAAGCCGUGGCUUUCCAGUUCACAGUUACCCCGGACGGGAUCGACCUGCGGCUGAGCCACGAGGCCCUCAAGCAGAUCUACCUGUCUGGACUUCAUUCCUGGAAAAAGAAGUUUAUCAGAUUCAAGAAUGGCAUCAUCACUGGCGUGUACCCGGCGAGUCCCUCCAGUUGGCUCAUCGUGGUGGUGGGCGUGAUGUCAACAAUGUACGCCAAAAUCGACCCCUCGCUGGGAAUAAUUGCAAAAAUCAACCGGACCCUCGACACGACUGGCUACAUGUCCAGCCAGACAAAGAACGUGGUCAGCGGCGUCCUCUUCGGCACGGGCCUGUGGGUGGCCCUUAUCGUCACGAUGCGCUACUCCCUGAAGUUGCUGCUGUCCUACCACGGCUGGAUGUUUGCCAAGCACGGCAAAUUGAGCCGCGCCACCAAAGUCUGGAUGGGUAUGGUCAAGGUCUUUUCAGGCCGAAAACCCAUGUUGUACAGCUUCCAGACAUCUCUGCCGCGUCUGCCGGUCCCAGCCGUGAAAGACACCGUGAACAGGUACCUGGAAUCGGUGAGACCUCUUAUGAAGGAAGCUGACUUUAAGCGGAUGACGGCUCUGGCGGAAGAUUUUGCUGUCACCCUUGGGCCAAAGUUACAGUGGUAUUUGAAGUUAAAGUCUUGGUGGGCUACAAAUUAUGUGAGCGAUUGGUGGGAGGAAUACAUCUACCUGCGAGGACGCGGGCCGCUGAUGGUGAAUAGCAACUACUACGCCAUGGACUUGCUCUAUGUCCUGCCGACUCACAUACAGGCAGCAAGAGCAGGCAACGCAAUCCACGCCAUCCUGCUGUAUAGACGCAAACUGGACCGGGAGGAAAUCAAACCAAUUCUUCUUUUGGGAUCCACAGUCCCGCUCUGCUCUGCUCAGUGGGAGCGAAUGUUCAACACAUCUCGGAUCCCAGGAGAGGAAACCGACACCAUCCAGCACAUAAGGGACAGCAAGCACAUCGUCGUGUUCCAUAGAGGGCGCUACUUCAAGGUCUGGCUGUACCACGACGGCCGGCUGCUGAAGCCCCGAGAGAUUGAGCAGCAGAUGCAGAGGAUCUUGGACGACCCCUCAGAGCCUCAGGCCGGGGAGGAGAAGCUGGCGGCCCUCACUGCGGGAGAAAGAGUGCCCUGGGCCAAGUGUCGCCAGGCCUAUUUUGGACGUGGGAAAAAUAAGCAGUCUCUCGAUGCCGUGGAAAAGGCAGCAUUCUUCGUGACAUUAGAUGAAACGGAACAGGGAUAUAAAAAGGAGGACCCGGAUACAUCAAUGGAUAGCUAUGCCAAGUCUCUACUGCAUGGCCGGUGUUUUGACAGGUGGUUUGACAAGUCAUUCACAUUUAUCGUCUUCAAAAACGGGAAAAUGGGUCUGAAUGCUGAGCACUCCUGGGCGGAUGCACCCAUCGUUGGCCACCUUUGGGAGUAUGUCAUGGCCACUGACAGCUUUCAGCUGGGUUAUUUGGAGGAUGGACACUGUAAAGGUGACACCAACCCGAACAUUCCGUACCCCACUCGGCUCCAGUGGGACAUCCCAGAGGAAUGUCAAGAGAUAAUAGAGACUUCCCUGAACAGCGCAAACCUUCUGGCCAAUGACGUGGACUUCCAUUCUUUUGCAUUCGACACUUUUGGUAAAGGGCUGAUCAAGAAAUGCCGGACGAGCCCAGAUGCUUUUGUGCAGCUUGCCCUCCAGCUGGCUCAUUACCAGGACAUGGGCAAGUUUUGCCUCACGUACGAGGCCUCCAUGACCCGGCUGUACCGAGAGGGGCGGACGGAGACAGUGCGCUCGUGUACCACGGAGUCCUGCAACUUCGUGCUCGCCAUGUCGGACCCCACCCAGACGGUUGAACAGAGGCUCAAAUUAUUCAGGAUCGCAUCCGACAAGCACCAGCACCUGUACCGUCUCGCGAUGACCGGCUCUGGGAUCGACCGCCAUCUCUUCUGCCUUUACGUGGUGUCCAAGUAUCUGGCUGUCGAGUCCCCUUUCCUGAAGGAAGUCUUAUCUGAGCCUUGGAGAUUAUCAACCAGCCAGACCCCGCAGCAGCAGGUGGAGUUGUUUGAUUUGCAGAGAAAUCCGGAGUACGUGUCCAGUGGAGGGGGCUUUGGACCGGUUGCCGACGAUGGUUACGGUGUGUCGUACAUUCUGGUGGGAGAGAACCUCAUCAGUUUCCACAUAUCUUCCAAGUUCUCCAGCCCUGAGACAGAUUCUCAUCGCUUCGGGAAGCACCUGAAACAGGCAAUGACUGACAUCAUCACUCUGUUCAGCGUCAGCUCCAAUUCCAAAAAGUGAUCCCCGCGAGAGCUGCCGUGAGGGAACAUGAGCUCUUCUGACAAAAACCAAAUGAAAAAUAGCUGUUAGUCCUGAUUAUAGUUCAGGAUGAAAAAUUGCUCUAAAAAUCUCAGACGUUUUCCUGCCAUCGAGGGUGUGGUAUUUUUUUUUUUUUUUCCCUAGAA
This is a messenger RNA of Rhinolophus ferrumequinum (greater horseshoe bat), 2649 nucleotides long. It is a transcript of the gene CPT1A, whose product is annotated as carnitine palmitoyltransferase 1A. Gene Ontology annotation, molecular function: carnitine O-palmitoyltransferase activity. Gene Ontology annotation, biological process: fatty acid metabolic process; carnitine metabolic process. The transcript is spliced from 19 exons. Gene Ontology annotation, cellular component: mitochondrion. The record is from RefSeq and is a predicted model, not a curated record. The coding region runs from base 164 to 2485 and encodes 773 amino acids. NCBI's taxonomy places the organism in Eukaryota, Metazoa, Chordata, Mammalia, Chiroptera, Rhinolophidae.